Messenger RNA from Sordaria macrospora k-hell, 336 nucleotides. NCBI's taxonomy places the organism in Eukaryota, Fungi, Ascomycota, Sordariomycetes, Sordariales, Sordariaceae. The record is from RefSeq and is a predicted model, not a curated record.
AUGUGGUGCUCCAUUUCCAUCCAUACCCUGAUGGGCUCCGUCUCGAGUUACUUAGUAUGGCUCUGUGAUAGGAAGAGAGAGCAACCGGAGAAGACACCGAAAUGCUGGAUUCUGGAUUGGAGUACCCAUACAGUAUCGCUCGGUAGUGCAAAUACCGAAACUAGAAGGGAAGGUAGUGUACUACCGCUAAUUGACCUCCCUCUGCGCUCUUCGGCGAAGCCCAACGUCUCUGUCCCAUUUAGUGUACAUAAACCAUAUCUUUUUCUUUCCAUCUUCGUGAACCGUUACGGAAAGCUGGUCGGUGGUGGCAGGUGGAAUUCGGUAUGUAACUGUUGA